This is a messenger RNA of Trichomonas vaginalis G3, 880 nucleotides long. RefSeq names its product organellar and viral DNA polymerase type B. The record is from RefSeq and is a predicted model, not a curated record. Lineage: Eukaryota; Parabasalia; Trichomonadida; Trichomonadidae. Gene Ontology annotation, molecular function: nucleic acid binding. The annotation marks the transcript as partial. The transcript has a single exon.
AUGACAGAAGAUAACUGCUUCGUUUAUGCUUGCAUUCAGGCUGGAGUAAAUGAAGAAACUAUUGACCACAUGAGAGAAGUCAUUCGUGUUAGAGACUUUCCUCAAAGUAAAGUACAAGAAAUUUCUGACGCAACAGGUAUAGCAUUUAAUGUUACCAUUGGUUACUUCAAUGACUCAAGACAUAAUGAAAUAAAGAGAUACAUACCAAAAGAAUGUGAAACUGUUCGAACUAUUGACUUACUUCUUGUUGAAGACCACUACAUGCUAAAUGAAAGACUUCCAAUGACAACAUAUUUCAUUCGAAACUAUAUAGAAAUCUUGAAGGAGUGUGGUGGAAUGAACAUUGAAAAACAGAUGAAAAUAUAUACAAAGAGAGAAGAUAAAUAUGUAGUUCGCAUGGAUAGAACUACACCGCUAUGGGAUGUUAUGAAAACAUUGUGGGAGUGCAAAUAUUUUGAACCUAUUUCUUAUGGAGAACUUUUCACAUAUACGACUGACUUAUAUAAACAGAACCUUGCACCAUUUAAAGAUUUGACAUAUGCUCCAAAGUAUUGUGUACAACUGAAGAAGAAAGCAGAGUCAAAAGAAGUAAAUAAAGCUAAAUGUAAGUUCAUACCUGAGCACGUUUUCUUUGCUGACUUUGAGUGUAGUACGGAUGGCUUUCAUAAAGCUUUUAACAUCUGUUAUGACAGUGAAGAUGGUUCAGUUAGUGAAAGUAUUUGGGGUCAAAACUGUGCAACAGAAUUUUUGGAAAGACUUCCUGACAAGAGUUUAAUAUAUUUCCAUAACCUCAGUUAUGACAUAAACUUCAUCUUAAGACACAUGACAGAAGUGAAAGGAACUCCCAUCAUUAAAGGUUCACGAACAAUGCAAAUAACUG